AUGUCCUUAUUCAACACUCGUUCCUCCUCCUCCUCCAACCUUGAAGACUCUCUUUGUUCAUUACUUGAAAGUAUGAAACGAAAGCCUUUGGAACCUUCAUUCCAUGAGAAUGAAGAAGAAUUCAAAGAAGGCUUUUCCUCAAACAACUUGUCUUCCUCCUCUAAAUACUUUUCCUAUACCUCCUCCUUGACAGUUUCAACCACUUCCAUCACCUGCUCCUCCUCAUCUUCUUCCUUCGACACAUUCAAUGUGGAGAAUUCUGUCCUUACUCCAACUUUUGAGAGAUUGUUUGAGAACACUGUUGUCGAACAACAACAUUCACCAACCAUCUUCUCAUCAUGGGAUGAAGAUCAUCAUAUCUUCAAUGACAUUCCAGAAAUUUCAGUGGAGACUCUCGAGCGAGUUUCGUGUGGAUGUGAUGUGUGUUCUCGUUCUUCUUCGUCAUCAAUGACCCACUCGACACAAAGCCUUCCUGAAUCUGACGUUUGGCAGCCAUUGACAAGAAACUCUUUGGCAUGGAGAGCUUCUUGUCACUUGCAUCAACACAACCCUUUGAACAAACAUGGUGCAGAGAAUUCCAUCUCUUCGCAGCAGCAAACUCUUAGAUGGAAUCCCUUUCUUCCUCAUCUUCCAGGCGAUGCGAAAACCAUUUUUGGAGAAUCUUCCGCUUCUGUUGACCGUGUGGAUUCAUUUGAUGAAUCAACAACCUUGUCAUCAUCAGUAGAACAAGAACAACAAACUCCUGUAACAGCAAUGCCUUCGACACUUCAAACACCUUUGAUUGGAUCAAAGGAGGAAUUUGAAGGCGAAACAUUUGUUCAUGAAAGUUCUUCAAGACAAGAACCACUUAUUUCUUUUUCGAAGUCGACUCAAAAGAAUUCAAAGAUUAUGAAACCCAAAAAGAUGUUGCGAGCUUUGGAAAUUCCAAUGAAGUCCAUUCCUCUUGGUGUAAGAAAAUAA
This is a messenger RNA of Naegleria fowleri, 960 nucleotides long. RefSeq lists its product as uncharacterized. NCBI's taxonomy places the organism in Eukaryota, Heterolobosea, Eutetramitea, Acrasida, Naegleriidae. Bases 1 to 960 code for a protein of 319 amino acids. The transcript has a single exon. The record is from RefSeq and is a predicted model, not a curated record.